GCUAACGACCUGUACUGCGUCGGCGAGAAGAACCUCGCCCCGUGCCAGCCCGAUCUUCUGAAGAUCGCGAAGGGCAAGACGGUGCCAAAGCCCGCCGUCGACUUGCUGCCGCCUGAGGAGGCGGCGUUCUUGAUCGAUCCUGAUAGGUACCUCGUCCGCUCGCAGCCUGAGAUCGAUGCGUGGAAUGAAAAGCACCCGACUUUCAGGCCCUACUGGGACCCCCACUUGCGACAAGAUCGAGCUGCGCGGCUCGACCUCUAUCACAAACUCUAUAGCAAGGGACUCUUGGGGUUCCAGACUCGUGUCAAAGCAAAGGUGGGGAUAUUCUUCGUGUGGAAGUCGUCUCGCCGUGGGAUCAGGCUCAUCGUGGACGCCAGAAUGCCGAACGGCCACCACCGCUUGCCGCCGAAGACUAGACUGGGUGGUGCCAGCGCCCUCUCCCGGCUCGACGGCUGGCUUGACCAGGAUGAGCUUGCUAGCUUGGCGCAGGGAUGCGGCCCGAUCGCCGAGAUCCCGAACCUCUCGGUCUGCGUGGGCGACGUGGAGGACGCCUUCUACCAGUUCUCCGUUGAGUCGAUGGCUGAGUGGUUCGGCCUAGACGACCCCGUCCGGUGCUCCGAGUUCGGCCUCUCGCAGAUCUUCGACAACGAUCUUGGGGGGCUUCGCCCCGCCCGUCCCGCGGAGAAAGUGUUCCCCGUCUUUCUCGGGAUGCCGCAAGGGUGGUCCUGGGCCCUGCACUUCUGUACCACCUCGGUGAAGCACUUCACCUCCGCUGCGAUCGGGGGAAAACACCGCGUCUACGUGGACAACCUUACCACUGUGGGCCUCUCGAGCUCCGAGGUUGCGUCGGACUACGCGGUGAUCAAGAGGGAGCUUGAGAGCGCGGUGAAGCGUGAGUUCCGCCUGAUGGCGGGACUCGUUUUCUUGGCAGAGGCGCGGCUGUCUGUUCCACCAUCGGAUCGAGCUCACUGUGGAGACGCGUCAGGGAAGGGAUACGCCGUCAUGGACACCCCCAUGGGCCCCGCGGAGUUCCGAAAGCUUACGAGGUGGAAGGAGCGUUGGAGGUUCGUGGAGGUGGAGGGGGAUCGCGGGGACAUCUUUAAGGCCUCUGGAAACCUGCCGCCCCCGAACCCUGGCUGGUCCGCUGAUCUCGAGGUGCCUGACACGUCGUAUUCGCGGUGGCUUCUGGAGUCUGCUGGGGUACCCAUCCCGUCCUCAGGUGUCCUGGAGUCGGGGGGCUUUCGUUCGGGAGUCUGUAAACUACGGGGUAAAGAACGUAGACAGCUAGAGCAGAAGGAGAUAGUUGGCAUGGUCCCGAUCCUCCCCGAGAACGUUGUCGAUCCUGGUCGUUGGCGCACUCUAUUCGAAGGGAGGUGGAAGAGGGGCGAGGCCAUCCAUAUGAAGGAUGGGAGGGUGAUUCUGAUGGCGCUCCGCAGAGAGUCCUACACUCGUUCAGGUCAUGGACGUCGGCUCCUCGUGCUGUCUGACAACCUCUCGUCUCUGUGCUGUCUCGAGAAGGGCCGAGCCAAAGACUUCGGCCUGCUUGCCCUAGCCCAGAGGUGUGCCGCCUACUCGAUUGGAUGUGGCAUCGACCUGAG
Molecule: messenger RNA, 1598 nt
Organism: Prorocentrum cordatum
Lineage: Eukaryota; Dinophyceae; Prorocentrales; Prorocentraceae
Source: the annotation of a GenBank genome assembly